AUGCCUAGCCAUCUUAUAAACGAUUAUAUAGCGGGUGCUAUAGGAGGUUCCGCUGGCCUGUUGGUUGGACAUCCUUUUGACACGACAAAGGUGAAACUACAGACACAGCAUGGAGGUCAGCGAAAAGGAACAUUGGCGAUGGCUUCAAACAUCUUUAAGCAAGGCUGGACUGCCGGCUUCUUUCGAGGCUUGUCUUGGCCGCUGAUGUCGUACAGUGUUGUCAACUCUCUUCUGUUCGGCGUCUACGGGAACACCCUUAAGUUCCUCGACAAGGGUAAAGACACUAAAAAAUCGUCCUACCUCAACAUUUACCUGGCAGGUUGUGUAGGGGGCGCUGCAACUCUAAUUCCAGCCAUACCUACCGAUUAUGUUAAAGUUGUAUUACAGUCCCAGUUGUCCCAAGAUGCAAACAAAGGAACAGUGCGCGAAGCAGGCAAGAAUCCUUACUUCAAGGGGCCAAUAGAGUGUGCCAGACAUGUCUAUCGGACCGAGGGAUUGUUGGGAUUGUACAAGGGUGGCGGUGUCAUGUUUUGGCGCGAAGUCCCGUCUUUCGGAUUUUAUCUUCUGAUUUACGAAUCGUUUAGUGAAGCCAUAAAAAAUAAAGGCUGGACUGACUCGAAGGGAUUCAUAGCCGACUUUUUCGCUGGCGGCUGUGCUGGGUGUAUGACGUGGUUCUCGGUCAUGCCGAUUGACGUUGUCAAGAGCCGUUAUCAAGCCGAUCUGGUGGGCCAGUACAAGGGACCCAUAGAUUGUGCAGUCAAGAGCUACAGGGCAGAGGGACUCCGAGUGUUCUACAGCGGAAGCAUUGUUACAUGUGUCCGGGCGUUUCCUGUUAACGCUGUGACAUUUGUGGUUUAUUCACAGAUUUUACAAUAUCUGGACAAUAGGUAA
Ylistrum balloti is the source of this 891-nucleotide messenger RNA. Its product is annotated as solute carrier family 25 member 45-like. Bases 1 to 891 code for a protein of 296 amino acids. Gene Ontology annotation, molecular function: transmembrane transporter activity. Gene Ontology annotation, biological process: transport. Gene Ontology annotation, cellular component: mitochondrion. NCBI's taxonomy places the organism in Eukaryota, Metazoa, Mollusca, Bivalvia, Pectinida, Pectinidae. The transcript is spliced from 5 exons. The record is from RefSeq and is a predicted model, not a curated record.